Molecule: messenger RNA, 2142 nt
Organism: Saccharomyces cerevisiae S288C
Lineage: Eukaryota; Fungi; Ascomycota; Saccharomycetes; Saccharomycetales; Saccharomycetaceae
Gene: NUP82
Product: linker nucleoporin NUP82
Exons: 1
Coding region: 1-2142 (713 amino acids)
Biological process (GO): ribosomal large subunit export from nucleus; nucleocytoplasmic transport; ribosomal small subunit export from nucleus
Cellular component (GO): nuclear membrane; nuclear pore
Molecular function (GO): structural constituent of nuclear pore
Source: RefSeq, marked reviewed
AUGUCCCAAUCUAGUAGGUUAAGUGCACUUCCUAUUUUCCAAGCAUCGCUUUCGGCAAGCCAAUCUCCACGUUACAUUUUUAGUUCUCAGAAUGGCACAAGGAUUGUUUUCAUUCAAGAUAACAUAAUAAGGUGGUACAAUGUACUCACUGAUUCACUUUACCACAGUUUGAACUUUAGUCGUCAUCUCGUCUUGGAUGAUACCUUCCAUGUAAUAUCUAGUACGUCUGGUGACCUACUCUGUCUUUUCAAUGACAACGAGAUUUUUGUAAUGGAAGUUCCUUGGGGCUAUUCCAACGUUGAAGACGUUUCCAUUCAAGAUGCAUUCCAAAUUUUCCACUAUUCAAUUGAUGAAGAAGAAGUUGGUCCGAAAUCGUCCAUUAAGAAAGUUUUGUUUCAUCCAAAGAGUUAUCGUGAUUCUUGUAUAGUGGUUUUGAAAGAGGAUGACACUAUCACGAUGUUUGACAUCCUUAAUUCGCAAGAAAAGCCUAUCGUUUUGAACAAACCGAACAACUCCUUUGGUUUAGAUGCACGUGUUAACGACAUCACAGAUUUAGAAUUCAGUAAGGACGGAUUGACGUUAUAUUGUCUAAACACCACAGAAGGCGGUGAUAUCUUUGCAUUUUAUCCAUUUUUACCGUCAGUAUUACUGUUAAAUGAGAAAGAUCUCAACUUGAUCCUAAACAAAUCUUUAGUAAUGUACGAGUCCCUGGAUUCUACAACAGAUGUUAUAGUUAAAAGGAAUGUUAUUAAGCAGUUACAGUUUGUGUCAAAACUGCAUGAAAAUUGGAAUUCAAGAUUUGGCAAAGUCGACAUACAAAAGGAAUAUCGUUUAGCCAAGGUUCAAGGACCAUUCACGAUAAACCCCUUUCCCGGCGAGCUGUAUGACUAUACUGCUACAAAUAUUGCAACCAUACUAAUUGAUAAUGGGCAAAAUGAAAUUGUUUGUGUCAGUUUUGAUGAUGGGUCUUUAAUCUUACUCUUCAAAGAUUUGGAAAUGUCAAUGUCGUGGGAUGUUGACAAUUACGUGUAUAAUAAUUCUUUGGUUCUAAUUGAACGAGUCAAACUACAAAGAGAAAUUAAGUCUCUAAUAACGUUACCUGAACAGUUGGGAAAACUUUAUGUCAUUUCCGAUAAUAUUAUACAACAAGUAAAUUUUAUGAGCUGGGCUUCUACAUUGAGUAAAUGUAUCAACGAAUCGGAUUUGAAUCCACUUGCAGGAUUGAAAUUUGAAAGUAAACUUGAGGAUAUUGCCACCAUAGAAAGAAUUCCAAACCUAGCGUAUAUCAACUGGAAUGACCAAUCUAAUUUAGCCUUGAUGUCGAAUAAAACAUUGACUUUUCAAAAUAUUUCAAGCGAUAUGAAACCGCAAAGCACCGCAGCUGAAACAAGUAUCAGUACAGAAAAAAGUGACACGGUAGGAGAUGGUUUUAAAAUGAGUUUCACACAGCCCAUAAAUGAGAUUCUUAUUUUGAACGAUAAUUUUCAAAAAGCCUGUAUUAGUCCAUGUGAACGAAUUAUCCCAUCAGCAGACCGCCAGAUACCUUUAAAAAACGAAGCUAGUGAAAAUCAGUUGGAAAUUUUCACGGAUAUUUCCAAAGAAUUUUUGCAAAGAAUUGUUAAAGCUCAAACUUUGGGUGUUUCUAUCCACAAUAGAAUUCAUGAGCAACAGUUCGAAUUGACGCGCCAACUACAAUCGACAUGCAAAAUAAUUUCAAAGGAUGAUGAUUUAAGGAGAAAAUUCGAAGCACAAAAUAAGAAAUGGGAUGCACAACUAAGCAGACAGUCAGAAUUAAUGGAGAGAUUUAGUAAAUUGAGCAAGAAGCUAUCUCAAAUCGCCGAAUCCAAUAAAUUUAAAGAAAAGAAAAUAAGCCAUGGUGAGAUGAAAUGGUUCAAAGAGAUACGAAACCAAAUAUUGCAAUUCAACAGCUUUGUUCACUCUCAAAAAUCCCUUCAACAAGAUUUAUCGUACUUGAAGAGUGAACUAACUCGUAUCGAGGCAGAAACUAUCAAAGUCGAUAAAAAGAGCCAAAACGAAUGGGAUGAGCUACGCAAAAUGCUUGAAAUAGAUUCAAAGAUAAUUAAAGAAUGCAAUGAAGAAUUGUUACAAGUUUCUCAGGAAUUUACUACUAAAACUCAAUGA